GAACUUACCACCAGGAUCACUGAGCUGCUGAGCGGAGAGGUUCCUAUAAGGUGUCAGGAUGUUACUGUCUAUUUCUCCAUGGAGGAGUGGGAGUAUUUAGAAGAACACAAGGAUCUGUACAAGGACGCCAUGAUGGAGAAUCACCAGCCCCUCACAUCACCGGAUGGAUCCAGUCAGAGAAAUCCACCAGAGAGAUGUCCCAGUCCUAUGUAUUUCCAGGACUGUCCAGAGGAGAAACCAAAUAUCCCACUGGAUCAUCAGGAAAUUUCUGGUGGAACAAGUGGACUUGAAAAACCCAUAUCCGUGAAAGAUGAGGACGAAAUGAGAGACUCAGAUGGACAUCUUUUAUGCAGAGAAGUAGAAGAUAACAAUGCCACACAAGCUAAUUCAAUAACUACUAAUGUACCCUUAGACUCUCACAGCGGAGAUCUAUCCACCAAUCCCACUGUUCACAAGAAACCAUUUUCAUGUCCGGAAUGUGGCAAAUGUUUUUCAAAGAAAUCAGGUGUUGUGGAACAUCUAAGAACUCACACAGGAGAGAAGCCUUUUUUAUGCUCAGAAUGUGGAAAAAGUUUUAGUCAGAAAUCAAAUCUUGUGGAACAUCUAAGAACUCACACAGGGGAGAAGCCAUUUUUAUGCCCUGAAUGUGGGAAAUGUUUUAGUCAGAAAAUAAAUCUUGUGGAACAUUUAAGAAUUCACACAGGGGAGAAGCCAUUCUUAUGUUCAGAAUGUGGGACAAGUUUUGGAAAACAAUCUACUCUUGUUAUACAUAAGAGAAUCCAUAGAGGAGAGAAGCCAUAUUCAUGUCCUGAUUGUGGGAAAUGUUUUGGUCAGAAAUCACAAUUUGUGCGACAUCUAAGAAUUCACACAGGAGAGAAGCCAUUUUCAUGUUCUGAAUGUGGGAAAUGUUUUGAUCAGAAAUCAGUUCUUCUAACUCAUCAGAGAACUCACGCUGAGAAAAAGCCAUUUUCAUGUUCAGCAUGUGGGAAAUGUUUUGGACAGAAAUCAAUUCUUGUUGAACAUCAGAGAACUCACACAGGAGAGAAGCCAUUUUCAUGUCCUGAAUGUGGAAACUGUUUUAGUCAGAAAAGAAAUCUUGUGAAACAUCGAAGAAUCCACACAGGAGAGCGGCCAUUUGCAUGUUCAGAUUGUGGGAAAUGUUUUAGACUCAAAUCAGUUCUUGUUGAACAUCAGAAAACUCACUCAGGGGAGACGCCAUUUUCAUGUCCUGAAUGUGGGAAAUGGUUUAGUCAUAAAUCAAGUCUUAUGGAACAUCGAAGAAUUCACACAGGGGAGAAGCCGUUUUCAUGUUCAGAUUGCGGAAAGUGUUUUGGUCGGAAAUCCGUUCUUGUUGAACAUAAGAGAAUUCACACAGGGGAGAAGCCAUUUUCAUGUCCUGAAUGUGGGAAAUGUUUUGCCCAGAAAUCUGGUCUUAAUACGCAUAAGAGAACUCACAGAGGAGAAAAACAAAUUUUAUGUCCUAAUGUGGGAAAUGGUUUAGUUAUAAAUCAAGUCUUAUGGAACAUCUAAGUGUUCAUACAAGAGAGGAGCCAUCUUCAUGUUCAGAAUGUGAGAAAUGUUUUGUCCAGAAAUCGGUUCUUAAUAUGUAUAAAAGAACUCACAUUCCUUUAGGCAUGUGUAGAUUGAACAUUCUGGGCCUUUGCGAGGGCAUCUUCAAUCCGCCCCUUGGAGUCUUUCCCAGUAGGAAGGGCCUGGCUGCAGUUAUGCUCAGCUCUAUAGUUUGCUCGAGCCUUUGGGUCCAAUAACCAAUUUGUCUAGGCAUUCCACCAGUUUUCAAUCCCUAUGUCUGCAGCCUUCUCCUCCGGUUCAUAUGGUGCCUCUAGUCCACAGACUGCUGUAGGGCAUGGAUGGAUUUUCUUUCCAUUCGUUAAACCAAACUUUUUCUCCUGCACAGUCAUACUAGUUC
Molecule: messenger RNA, 1927 nt
Organism: Bufo bufo (common toad)
Lineage: Eukaryota; Metazoa; Chordata; Amphibia; Anura; Bufonidae
Product: gastrula zinc finger protein XlCGF26.1-like
Exons: 6
Coding region: 79-1530 (483 amino acids)
Biological process (GO): regulation of DNA-templated transcription
Source: RefSeq, a predicted model, not a curated record